Paramisgurnus dabryanus is the source of this 3464-nucleotide messenger RNA. The record is from RefSeq and is a predicted model, not a curated record. Lineage: Eukaryota; Metazoa; Chordata; Actinopteri; Cypriniformes; Cobitidae.
AAUGUCUGUUUGGGGUCCAUGAUGCCGAGGUCCUUCCGCAGAGGCAUCCCCACGUGAACGUUUGAGUAAGAUGGUAUGCUGUAUAUGAGCCACAGUUACGUGAAGCAAAAGGGUGUUAAAGAUUUAAAGUUUUCCCUCUCGUACCGAAGUUAAGGGUGCAGUUCUUGAACUAUGGCAACUGUUCGGAAGAAGGUGGACAACCGCAUUCGUGUCCAGAUUGAAAACGGUGUCGCACAACAACAUCGAUCUAUGUUUUUUAUAGUUGGUGAUCGUGGUAGAGAUCAGGUUGUCAUUUUGCACCACAUGUUGUCUAAAGCAACAGUCCGAGCUCGGCCGUCAGUUUUAUGGUGCUACAAAAAGGAGCUUAGCUUUAGCAGUAAUCGCAAGAAAAGAAUGAGACAGCUGCAGAAGAAAAUCAAAACUGGCACGCUGAACCUAAAACAAGAUGAUCCCUUUGAGCUCUUUGUCGCUGCAACAAACAUCCGCUAUUGUUACUACAAAGAAACUCACAAGAUCCUAGGAAACACAUUUGGCAUGUGUGUUCUACAGGACUUUGAAGCUCUCACUCCCAACCUCCUGGCUCGAACCAUAGAGACUGUGGAAGGUGGAGGCAUUGUAGUCAUUUUGCUAAGGACCAUGAAUUCACUGAAACAACUCUAUACAAUGACGAUGGAUGUCCAUUCUCGAUAUAGGACAGAGGCACACCAGGAUGUUGUCGGAAGGUUCAAUGAAAGAUUCAUCCUUUCACUCUCCUCCUGUAAGACAUGUGUUGUUAUUGAUGACCAGCUUAACAUCCUGCCCAUCUCCAGUCACAUAACCAACAUCAAACCUGUCCCUCCUAAAACACAGGAUGAAGGACUGUCUCCACGAGAACAAGAACUAAAAGAUCUAAAGGAGUCUCUACAGGACACACAGCCUGUAGGUGUUCUUGUGGAUAACUGCAAAACUAUGGACCAGGCCAAAGCAGUGUUAAAGUUUAUCGAGGCCAUUUCAGAGAAGACCUUACGGAGCACUGUAGCUCUUACUGCCGCCCGUGGUCGAGGUAAAUCGGCUGCGCUGGGAUUGGCUAUUGCCGGAGCUGUUGCAUUUGGCUAUUCAAAUAUUUUUGUCACGUCACCCAGCCCAGACAAUCUACACACACUGUUUGAGUUCAUAUUUAAAGGUUUUGAUGCCCUCCAAUAUCAGGAACAUCUGGAUUAUGAAAUAAUUCAGUCUUUAAACCCAGAGUUCAACAAGGCUGUGGUUCGUGUAAACAUCUUCAAGGAACAUCGACAGACCAUUCAGUACAUCCACCCUGCUGAUGCUGUGAAGUUGGGUCAGGCAGAGUUGCUGGUCAUUGAUGAAGCUGCAGCUAUCCCCCUGCCUUUAGUAAAGAAGUUACUGGGGCCUUACCUUGUGUUCAUGGCAUCUACAAUCAACGGCUAUGAGGGUACAGGUCGAUCUCUGUCCCUGAAACUCAUUCAGCAGUUGAGGCAGCAGAGUGCAGACAGUCAGCAGAAUCUGUCAGCAGAAAACAGAAACACCAGCACAGCCAGACUGGCAUCAGCACGAACACUUCAUGAGGUGACCCUUCAUGAGUCUAUCCGAUAUGCACCUGGGGACCCUGUGGAGAAAUGGCUAAAUGAACUGCUGUGUUUGGACUGUCUGAGCAUCCCACGCAUGAUUUCUGGUUGCCCCUUGCCUCAGACAUGUGACCUUUACUAUGUAAAUCGAGACACAUUGUUCUGUUACCACAAAGCCUCUGAGACUUUCCUUCAGCGUCUUAUGGCACUCUACGUAGCAUCUCACUAUAAGAACUCGCCCAAUGAUCUCCAGAUGCUCUCAGAUGCUCCAGCUCACCAUCUCUUCUGCCUGCUGCCACCUGUCUCUCCAACACAAAAUUCUCUCCCAGAAGUCUUAGCAGUCGUGCAGGUAUGUCUGGAAGGAGAGAUCUCACGCCAGUCUAUUCUCAGCAGCUUGUCUAGAGGACAGAAAGCUUCAGGUGACCUCAUUCCGUGGACUGUAUCAGAACAGUUUCAAGAUCCUGAGUUUGGAAGCCUCUCAGGGGCCAGGAUUGUCCGUAUCGCAGUGAACCCAGACUAUCAAGGGAUGGGUUACGGCACUCGUGCAUUGCAACUGCUGCAGGGAUACUAUGAGGGUCAGUUUCCCCUUCUGGAUGAAACUGAACAAACGGCGGCCAGCACAAUAACAUCUGUGAGCAGCGAGGCUGUCAGUCUUUUGGAGGAGGUGGUGUCACCUAGGAAAGACCUGCCACCGUUGCUGUUAAAGUUGAAUGAGAGGAGAGCAGAGAGGCUGGACUACCUGGGUGUGUCUUAUGGUCUCACUCCUCAACUUCUCAGAUUCUGGAAGAAAGCCGGAUUUAUUCCAGUAUAUUUAAGACAGACUCCGAAUGACCUGACGGGGGAGCACUCGUGUGUUAUGCUGAAGGAGCUCAGUGAUGAGGAUUCAGCAGACCAGGGCCAGUGGCUGUCUGCCUUCUGGAAGGAUUUCCGAAAGCGGUUUCUCUCCCUGCUGUCUUUCCAGUUCAGCAAAUUUAACCCAACCCUGGCCCUCAACAUAUUACAGAACAAGAAUGCCAAAGAUGACACCCCCGCAGUGCUCACCAGUGCUGAGCUGACUGCCAUGUUCACGCCAUAUGACCUGAAGCGUUUGGAGAUGUAUUCAAGAAACAUGGUGGACUAUCAUCUCAUCAUGGAUAUAAUACCUGCUAUUGCAAGACUGUAUUUUCUCAAACAACUAGGAGACGUCACGCUUUCCGUUGCCCAGUGUGCUCUGCUGUUGGGAGUUGGGCUUCAACACAAGCAUAUAGAUGAUCUGGAAAAGGAGAUUGACCUGCCCAGUUCUCAGCUUAUGGGCUUGUACAACCGUAUCAUUCGUAAAAUUGUGCAGUUCUUCAACACUCUUCAGGAAAAAGCAGUUGAGGCUGAGAUGGUGGCCACCAAGGAUAUUAGCAUGGAACCAACUGCACAGACUCUCAAUGAAGAUCUGAAUGAGGCUGCUAAAGAGUUUCAGGAGAAACACCAAAAGGACAUGGAGAAGAUUAAAGAAAUGGAUCUUUCAGAGUACAUGAUUCGAGGACAGGAUGAGGAAUGGGAACAAGUGUUGAAAAAAGCAGGACAUACAGCUAUUGUUAGCAUUAAAAGUGACAAGAAAAGAAAACUGGAAGGAACAAACCAGAAAGAACAACUACAAGGCAAAAAGAUGAAAAACAAUAAAGACAAAAAAAGGAACAAAUUUGGUAAAAAAACAUAAAACAUGGACUCUAAAUCUUUAUUUUGGUUAUAUGCACUUGACAUUCUACAAGUUUUUCUCGAUAAUAGAUUCAGUCAAACAUUAAGAAUGAGACAAAAUGGUUUUGAAGGAUUGCAGAUCAUUGUGAGUUGACAAGAGUAUGGGUGAAGACUAUUUGUUUUUAUGGAUGUUGUUUUAUUUCUUCUACAAACAAAAUAAAGUUGUAAAUUGUU